This is a messenger RNA of Pseudo-nitzschia multistriata, 631 nucleotides long. The record is from the annotation of a GenBank genome assembly. Lineage: Eukaryota; Bacillariophyta; Bacillariophyceae; Bacillariales; Bacillariaceae.
CGUUUUGCAGAAAAAAUAGGAGGGCAAAGACCACGACUAAGUUGCAAACUAGWAUGGCGGCACCACUAUUUUUGGUCCUGUACCUACGAAGAGCAGAUACAUCACAUUCACAAAUGCCGUACGGUACGAGCWGGAACCUUCGAUGAAGAAAAUGAACAACCAAAUCAUCUCACAAAAUAAUCACAUCGCAACACCAUUACAAGAACAGAACAAGAGCAGCACGACUGCAGUUUCAAUAAGCAAUAAAAUGACCGACGAUGCUUCUUGCACAACGAAAGCAACAGCAACGGACAAGUCACAAUCUAUCCAUGGAAAUAAAUACAUGAAGCGAAUACGAAGACGAAUUUCAAUAGCACGAAGGAGAAUGCAAGAUUUUCGAUUUGUUAUCGAAUACUAAAUAACAAACUGUUGAACGARAUGUCUAGAUGUAAUGGUUGGUCGUCUCGUGGCAUUGCAUGUCGGUAGAUUGCAGAUUUUMGAUUUUCGAUUCGUUGUCACAUACGAAAUUCUAUUCGGUUGAAUGGAAUCUGAUAUCAGCUWACGGUCGGAUUUGUURCAAUUGAUACACAUAGCAGUAGAUAGAAAACAAAGCCGUCAGGCAAAUUUUGGAUAAUAAAUAUAUACAAACAAA